Messenger RNA from Hypoxylon trugodes, 1699 nucleotides. RefSeq names its product actin cytoskeleton-regulatory complex protein. Gene Ontology annotation, biological process: endocytosis; actin filament organization; endosomal transport. The coding region runs from base 238 to 1440 and encodes 400 amino acids. The record is from RefSeq and is a predicted model, not a curated record. The transcript is spliced from 3 exons. Gene Ontology annotation, cellular component: cytoplasm; plasma membrane. Lineage: Eukaryota; Fungi; Ascomycota; Sordariomycetes; Xylariales; Hypoxylaceae. Gene Ontology annotation, molecular function: protein binding; calcium ion binding.
GCUCUAUUCCACAUACAAGGCUAUCGGUGUAUCUUGGUAGACAAGGUUGCGAAUAGCUACUACCUCAUACAACAAUAACCUUCAUCUCGUCAUCUCUUACGACUUUGAAUUGAAGCCAGUCGACUAAAUUAACUUAAAAUUAUACCCAACCUACCAUUACCGCGGCCGAGAAAUCAAAUACCUAUACCUACUCCACAACAAAUACACUCGUUUCUUCUAGUUCAGUAGGGCCUCGAAAUGGCACCUCGCAUCGAGGCUCAGGAGGUUGAAACGUAUUGGAACAUCUUCUCGACACGAACCAAUGGCGGCAAAUACUUAACAGGCGAACAAGCGGCACCGCUGCUGAAGAACAGUGGAUUGCGAGACGACCAGUUAGAGCGUGUGUGGGAUGUAGCGGAUGUUGAUAAUGAUGGUAAUCUCGACUUUGAGGAGUUCUGCGUCGCUAUGCGCAUCAUCUUCGAUAUAGUGAAUGGGGAAUACGCAGAUGUACCGACAACACUACCAGACUGGCUCGUCCCUGAAUCCAAAGCCCACCUCGUACAAGCAAACCGCGCCCUCACAGGGAAGCAAGUACAAUUUGAACAAGUUGACGAUGACUCGGAUACACCGGGACUGAAGGAUGGCUUCGACUGGUACAUGAACCCGCAGGACAAGUCCAAGUACGAGUCCAUAUACCAAGAGAACCGAGACAUGCGGGGCGAGAUAUCCUUCAACGCACUAGAAGGCCUCUACGAAUCCCUCGAUGUACCCGACACCGACGUACGCUCAGCAUGGAACCUAAUCAACCCCUCCGCCUCCCCAACCGUCAACAAAGACGCCUGCCUCGCCUUCCUCCACAUCCUCAACAACCGCCACGAAGGCUUCCGCAUCCCACGCACAGUCCCCGCGUCACUCCGCUCCUCCUUCGAGCGCAACCAAAUCGACUACCAACUCGACAGCGAGCGCAACCGGGGCGCCGCCUCCCGCUGGGCGGCCAAAGCAGACGACAACACAACCACGGGCCGCAAAGCCAAAUUCGGCGACCAAUACCUAACCCGUCUAGGCCGCGGCGCUUUCAAAGCCUCCGGCACAGACUUCAGCUCCGCGCAAAGCGACGAGCAAUGGGAAGAAGUGCGCCUAAAAAAGCAACUCCAAGAACUCGAAGACAAAAUGGCCAAAGUCGAAGAAGUAGCCACGCGUCGCAGUGGCGGAAAACGGGAUUCUAAACCCGCUCUUGUAAAACGCGAGUUGGAUCAACUUUUAGAUUAUAAGAGGAGGGAGUUACGCGAACUUGAGGAAGGAACGGGGAAGGUGAAGACGGGAAGUGGGUUGAGGGGUGUUGCGGAUGAUUUGGCGACGGUUAGGGAGCAGGUUGAUGGGCUGGAGACGCAUCUUGCGGGGCGUAUGCAGGUGCUAGAGCAGUUGAGACGGGAGGUUGAGGAUGAGAAGGCGGGGAGGUAGAUAUUUGAUAUUCUAAGGGAGACGAGCGUUUCGUCUAGUGAGUGCCUAAUAACUACCGAAUUGAACAACCAAGGUAAUGGGGCAACAUCCAUCUGUCAUGCCCUCUGGUGUAAAUCAACGGGCUCGGAUUUUGAGUUCGUGGCAGAUCGGUUAAGUUGAUCCAGGUCAGGCGUUAUAAUCACAUGAACUAGAUUAUCUACGGAUAUAACGCUUUUUCGCAUCACAGCAAGGGACAAGCGGGAGAAUCAAUAGUAUGCCA